AUGACUAAAACGGUUUUGAUCACCGGUUGCAGCCAUGGAGGGCUGGGGGCCGAAAUGGCUAAGGUCUACCGUUCGAAAGGCUUCCGGGUCUUCGCAACACUACGCAACAAGGCUAAAGCUGGAUCUUUGAGUGAAAUUGAUGGCAUAGAAAUCGUCGAGCUUGAAGUCACAUCAGUCGAGUCUAUUCGUCAAUGUGCCGAUACUAUUACGAAACGCACAGGAGGGACACUCGACAUCCUCGUUAAUAAUGCCGGCGUUAAUGCCAUAGUGCCACUUCUAGACGCGUCCCUCGAUUAUGCCAAGAAGGUAUACGACGCAAAUGUCUGGAGCAUUAUUGCCAUGGCGCAGGCGUUUGCACCACUACUCAUUAAGGCCAAAGGGAUCAUGUGCAAUAUCAGCUCAGUGUCUAGCGAAAUGGUCUUUGCAUGGGCGGGUGUAUAUAGCAGCUCAAGGAGUGCUGAAACAAGGAUUUCCGAGACGUUGCGCCUCGAGAUGGCACCUCUAGGCGUGCGAGUCGUCACAGUUAUUCUUGGCGGUGUCCAGACAAGCGGAAACGACCCUGCUAAUAUUGCAGACCUUGAGCUGCCCCUAAAUUCGUAUUACCGAAAAAUAACGGCAGUCAUAGAUCGCCACAAAAAGACUAUGGUACAUCCCAACAAACAGAAUAUCAGCGUGGCAGCCAAGAACGUAGUCGACGACGUCCUCAAUGGGAGCGGCCCUUUUAUUCGACGCGGGCAGGCUUCUACUCUUAGUUGGCUUUGUAACACAUUCCUUCCUUACGGACUUUUCAUUUCCAUGAUCAAUAAGGAUUCAGCACUUGAUCAAAUCGGGUUUGUUGAGGAUAGCGCCUGAAUUCGACGGCCUUUCGAGCCAAAUCGUUGAAAGCACACUUAUGUAUCAUAUACUACUACCCAGCAUAUAGAAAUUCCCUACAGAAGGACAUUUGAGAAGAUUCUUCUCGCCUUCAUAAUUAC
This is a messenger RNA of Talaromyces proteolyticus, 974 nucleotides long. Its product is annotated as 1-acyl dihydroxyacetone phosphate reductase. Gene Ontology annotation, molecular function: triacylglycerol lipase activity; acylglycerone-phosphate reductase (NADP+) activity. Gene Ontology annotation, cellular component: lipid droplet; endoplasmic reticulum. The transcript has 2 exons. The record is from RefSeq and is a predicted model, not a curated record. Bases 1 to 852 code for a protein of 283 amino acids. NCBI's taxonomy places the organism in Eukaryota, Fungi, Ascomycota, Eurotiomycetes, Eurotiales, Trichocomaceae. Gene Ontology annotation, biological process: phosphatidic acid biosynthetic process; triglyceride catabolic process.